Ramularia collo-cygni is the source of this 2124-nucleotide messenger RNA. Its product is annotated as related to protoplast regeneration and killer toxin resistance protein. The transcript has 2 exons. Gene Ontology annotation, molecular function: protein binding. Bases 1 to 2124 code for a protein of 707 amino acids. The record is from RefSeq and is a predicted model, not a curated record. NCBI's taxonomy places the organism in Eukaryota, Fungi, Ascomycota, Dothideomycetes, Mycosphaerellales, Mycosphaerellaceae.
AUGCCUCAAGCCGUCAAAGCUGMGCAAACCAGCUAUUCCCGUAGUCCAUCUUACGCACCUUUCUCGCACAAGCAUGAGCAAUGGGAUCAACACGACGAGCAGUGGGCAGCGAAUCCAACUGUAAGCGCGGGAUCCCCGUCCAGCGAUGCAUACACCUACAACAGAAAGGUGUCCGAAGGGAGCCUCCAACACACACCGCCUGCGGCCUCGAGCUUGAUCAAAAAGAAGCCUGUCCCCGGCACGCUACGAUCACCGAACGGACCCGAGCUUCGACUACACGGUGCCCCAGUUAGUCCUGUGAGUAUCAGUCCUGGUCAGCGUGGGAUCAUGGAGCCUGAGAUGGCAUCAAUCAGCUACUCUCUAUCUGGAGACGAGGAUUCAAGGCGCAGCACGCAACCGUCGGACUCAGCUAUGCGAAUGGGAGAUUUAAUCGGAUCCUUGCCUGUUCGGAGUAAAGAUUCCAGUUUCCUCCAGAUGGAACAUCAGGCCUCGUAUCACAAUGGCCAUAGCAGGGAGUCGUCCAAUGCAUACACUACACCACGGAUAGACGAGGACGGCGAAGAUGGCGCGGAGGUUCAAGGCGGACACGAAGCUCAAAUGCUUCGGUACAGUGCGUUCGACGACCUGAGUAAGAAGCGCACACCCGUGGGACGUGAUCGAAGUUCGCAAGUGACCACACAGUCUGCUGAAUCAGGCUCCUCCUCGAGUUCGCAGCAUCAACGCUCAGCCUCGCAGCAGCAACUAGGAGUUCCGCGUACCAGUGCACCGAGACCCGCCUCGUCAUUCGCCUUGGGCGCGGAGAUGAGAGGUCGCACGCUUUCUCCGAUGAGUGCCAAUGGCUCUGAUUCCCUUUCUGCAUAUGGCCGAGAUUUGUCGUCUUCUCGAAGAUCGCCUCUUGCAAGACCUACGAGCUAUGUCGACUUGCUCAACAAUCUACCGUAUAGUGAACAGAUCGCUCCCGGAGGCCCGCUCAACAACGCCAGUUUGCAAAGCGUUGUGGGUAAUGCGGCUAGCUUGCUAGACACCAAAAAGACGCUGGACAUGUAUCGGGCGAACGUUAAGAAGACCACCGACGCCGCUGUGCAGUAUGAAUUCGCAAUUUUCAUGAUCAAUGCCACGCGGGAGUUGCAACCCGAGGAUGGCGUAGACGCAGCAGAACUCACCUCCGAAGCAAAACACAUCCUGCAACGACUUGCAGACCGCGCCUACCCUUUCGCACAGUACUAUUUGGCCGACGGAUUCUCUUCCGGCAUCUUUAACAAAGGCAAACCGGACCUGGACAAGUCUUUCCCUCUGUUUGUGGCCGCAUCGAAGCACGGACAUSCCGAAGCGGGCUAUCGUGCAGCUCUGUGCUACGAAUUCGGGUGGGGAACAACAAAAGCCUAUCCCAAAGCCGUACAGUUUUAUCGCAACAGCGCCAGCAAGAAUCAUCCUGGUGCUGCUGCGCGUCUCGGGUUGGCUUGUAUAUCUGGCGACAUGGGUCUCAAAGACAAGUAUCGCGAGGGAGUGAAGUGGCUCAAGCGUGCAUCAGAAUCGGCAGACUUCCAGUACAACUCGGGGCCUUAUGAGCUGGGUCUGAUGCAUUUGACGGGCCAUGGAGAGGUCAUCUUCAAGGACGAGGCGUACGCUGCGCAAUUGUUGACACAAUCUGCGGAGCUUGGACAUGUGCAGGCGRACUUCAUGAUGGGCCAGGCGUACGAGAAUGGAUUGUAUGGAUGUCCUCGGGAUGCAGCGCUGAGUGUGCACUUCUACAACGGCGCUGCGACCAGAGGGCAUGUGGGAGGUAUGAUGGCUUUGUGUGCGUGGUAUAUGGUCGGCGCGGAGCCCGUGAUGGAGAAGGAUGAAGGAGAAGCAUAUGCGUGGGCGAAGGAAGCUGCGGAAACAGGAUUCGCAAAAGCUGAAUACGCCGUCGGUUACUUCACAGAAAUGGGUAUUGGCUGUCGGAGAGACCCUCUCGAAGCCAAUAUGUGGUACGUACGUGCCGCAGACCAAGGAAACGAGACGGCCCAGCAACGACUUGCUAUCAUCCGUGCUGCUGCGAGCGGUGACCCUGGGAUUCCCAUGACAAAAGCCGAGGCGAAAGCCAAAGAGCUCGGAAAGAAGAAGAAAUUUGGCAUAUUCUAG